This is a messenger RNA of Patella vulgata (common limpet), 3975 nucleotides long. Its product is annotated as diacylglycerol O-acyltransferase 1. Lineage: Eukaryota; Metazoa; Mollusca; Gastropoda; Patellidae. The transcript has 16 exons. Gene Ontology annotation, biological process: triglyceride biosynthetic process. The record is from RefSeq and is a predicted model, not a curated record. Gene Ontology annotation, cellular component: endoplasmic reticulum membrane. Bases 815 to 2470 code for a protein of 551 amino acids. Gene Ontology annotation, molecular function: diacylglycerol O-acyltransferase activity.
UUUGUGUCUAUUAAUAGAUCCAAAUGCCAAAGAAGAGGUCAACCAUAACACAGUGGUGGCACGGUUUCUUGUUUUUAAAAAAAACGUGAAACACAGCGCCUAAUCCCAAUGACUAUUGUUUACGUCCACGAACCGGCCCUAUUAUUACAAGACUGAAGAAAGCUGACCCUACUGUAAAUGUUGCUUUUGAACAGAGGGGUGACAAAUAUAUUUACAGUUAUUUAUUGUUCGAGUAGAAGUAUCAACGACCAAGAACAAGAUGAUGUCAAAAUCAUUAGACAGUAAUACUAAUAGACCUGUUUAUGAUUGAUUUGUUUAUGGAUAGGCCUACAUGUAAAUGGCAAGAACACGGGUGACGUAAUAAUAACCAGAAUUUUGCAGUUUUCUACUGCAAGAAGUACACAUAGUGAUAAGGAAAUAUUGAAGACCAGAAAUAGUUAUAUUUAUACUUUUACAGUGUGAUUAUCAAAGAACUAUAAAUAGUGUCCUGCACAGACCGACGACAAGACUUUGCACUGUGAAUAUGUAUUAAGUGACAACACAAAAUAUUCAGCCAAUCCAGGACAUCAAUAAUUCAGAAUAUAAAUAAGAUACAUUGCAGCCAUUAGUAGUAGUAGCCUACUGUAGUAUGUUCACUGUCAGUAUUUUCACUGUCAGUAUUUUCAUUGCCUGAACAGUUAGACGAGUUUUAGUUUUAAUAUUGAUAAAGUUUUUAAUUUGAAUUAAGUGUGAAGAUAUAAAGUUUAACUCUUUUAAUUAAUAUAAUGCUUUAAAGUUUAUACAAAGUCACUAGUGAUUCAUAAUAGAUCUAAACAUGGCAGCAGUAGGCAAUGGGUAUACUUCAAGUGUCAAUACCGGAAAGUCAGAAAGUUUGCGUCAAAGAAAAUCAAGACAAAACAGUAAAACAAAAGUUGGUAGUGAGGACAACCGAACUGUGGCAUCAGAUUCUUUGAAUUUAUCUGUUGGCGCCGUCAUUAUCAAAGAAAGUAUUGUGAAAGAGAGUGACACAAAUAACCUUGUAAAGACUACUGUCAUUCAGGAAACAGUGACGGAGAAAGGUUUCUUUAGACGUAAUUUACCAGAAUGGAUCUAUGCGCCUGAAUAUAUGAUGCAGGGAAAGGAAAAAGAUCCUUAUAGUGUACAUAGACAUGCAGAUUCCUUCUUCAGUACUUCAAGUGGUUUUACAAAUUACAGAGGUUUAUUAAAUCUGUGUUUGAUAUUAUUAGUGGUGUCCAAUAGCCGUUUAGUUUUGGAAAAUAUCAUCAAAUAUGGCAUAUUAGCUAACCCGAUUGACUGGUUACAUCUGUUUCUAAAACAACCAUAUAGUUGGCCUAAUGUUCUACUGUUUCUCUCUAUCAAUAUCUUCAUUUUGUUCUCAUUAUCUCUGGAGCAUCUUUACAUCAAGAGAUACUUAUCAGAGAGAUUAGGAGCAAUACUUCAGGCUUUGAAUGUAGCUACAUUAUUAUCUUUACCUGCUACAAUUAUCUACAUUUUACAUCCUAACCCUAUAUUUUCAUCAGUUUUACUGUCAUUUGUAACAGUAGUUUCAUUAAAAUUAAUCUCAUAUGCCUGUGUUAACAAAUGGUGUCGUGAUAAUCUUAAAAAUGAUGCCAAGAAAGAUUUUAGAAGGAGGAAGACUGUUAGUGUCUCAGAAAAUGGUGAUCAAAAGACGAAAGUCUCUAAUGAUGAAAUGAAUGAUUUUCUGGUUAAAUAUCCAGAUAAUAUCAAUUUUAAAGAUCUUUAUUAUUUUAUAAUUGCACCUACAUUGGUUUAUGAACUCAAUUUUCCCAGAUCUGCUAGAAUUAGAAAGAGGUUUCUCGUCAAACGGAUUGUUGAAAUGUUGUUUUUGUCUCAACUUAUAAUGGCUCUCAUACAACAGUGGAUUAUACCAACUGUCAAUAAUGCCAUGAAACCAUUAGCUGAUAUGGCUUUAUACAGAGUAGCUGAAAGACUCUUGAAAUUAUCUAUACCCAAUCAUUUUAUAUGGUUAUUAUUUUUCUACUGGUUCUUUCAUUCAACAUUAAAUGUGAUAGCAGAAGUACUUCGAUUUGGUGAUCGUGUAUUCUAUAGAGAUUGGUGGAAUGCCGAGACUGUUUCAAGAUUCUGGCAAGACUGGAAUGUUCCUGUUCAUAGAUGGGCGUUGCGACAUUUGUAUAAGCCAAUGAUGCGAGCUGGAUUCUCAAAAGUUAAUGCAUCCAUUGGAGUUUUUUUCUUGUCGGCCUUCUUUCAUGAGUAUUUGUUAUCCAUACCUCUGAGAAUGUUUAAAAUUUGGGCAUUCUCUGCUAUGAUUGGACAGGUGCCUUUAGCCUUGUUGACAUCCAAGUAUAAAUUUCUACAAGGAACCUGGGGCAAUGUUAUUAUGUGGUUGUCUUUAAUAAUGGGUCAACCUAUUGCUAUAUUAGCUUAUGUACAUGACUAUUAUAUUAUUAACAUGGGAACCCUCCAUAAUCAAACCAUGACAUUUGCAUAAAAACAACCAAAGUACACUGUACAUUACUGUAAAUAUGGCUAUAUAAUAAAAGAAAACAUGUUAUAUGUAACCCGAGAAAAAAAAAAAAAAAAAAAAGAUUCAACUUUAAAGAAAUAGAAUAAUAUUAUUGACUAUUUUAGGAUAAAUAUUUGAUUAUGUAUAUUUUUUCUUGAUUUAGGAAGUAAAUUAGACACAUAUCAUAAAUCAGGAGUGAUAUUCAUAUUGAGAGGAGAGGGUCCAAGUAAAAUUGAAUGCCUUAAAAUUUGUCCAAAUAAGGAAUAAACAUAUUAAAUAGAUUUCUGUUUUGUACAGAAAUGUAGUAUGUUUUGUGUGAUUUUUAAGGAAGUGUUCAAAUAGAAUAAGUAAGAAAAUGUAGUUCAACUGAAUUUAGUUUACUAUAUAUCCAAAACAAGUUUUGGAUUAAUCUUUAACCCAAAUCUGCCAAUAUCUUUACAGAUGCUGGCUAACAAUUACAAACAUAAAGAAAUAAAUAAUAUACUAGUCACAUGUAUUUUAUAUAUUCAGCUUUGUACAUAUGCAAGCUAAAUGUAGAAGCAUUUAUGUGAUGAGUCAGCUUGUUAUUGCCAUUAAUUGUGUCAUUUGCAGUCAGAACACUGAAUAUUAUCUGCAUUAUACGAAGUUUUACAUAUUGAAUUUCACUGAUACUCUUAUGUUGAGGGUAUGGAGUGUUUGUACAAUUCAGGUAUAUGCAUAAACACCAUCCAUGUCGAAACAAGUUGGCCUUGUAGAAAGAAAACAACAUUGCUCAAAAUAUUUUCCUCUAGCACAUUACAUUUUUAUUGUCAUGCGUCCAUAUUAAAGAUGCAUUAUGUAAGAUUUAGAUAAAGAGUUGGUCAUUCUUGCUAUAAUAGAUAAUCAAAGAUGAAUGUAUUGAAAAGUUCAGUCAAAUUACUAUAUUAUGAAUGAAGUUAUGAAUGUUUGAAAAUUGACGAGAAAUAGCGUAUAUAUUCUUGAUUACUGUGAUAAUAAACAAGUCUAAUCCACUUAAUAUCUCUAAUCUCAGCCAUCUAAUGAUUAAGAGAAUUGAGCAUGAGCUUGUCAUGUGAAUAAAUAUCUAUUAUAAUAAUUUAUAUCACAUUGGAAGCCAGAAAAAAGACAUGCAAUGGGAAGAUUUAGCUCUUACAUAAUGCAUAUUUAAUAGUAUAUGAUAACCAAAAUAUUGAAAGAAAAGUGUUAUUUUUUAUGACCUAUUUUGUUUUUAAAGUUUACUAAUUGUGUUUUAUAUUGUUCAUUUGUUGUUAAAUAAAAAUCUGUCUUUUAAACAAAAGUAACUGACUUGUCAGUCAUGUCUAAUUAUGGAAUGGACAGUAUAAAGAAGAUGAUGGUUGUAUUGUGUAAUUAUAUUUGAGAAAUAUAUAUAUGUAAUAAAAUAGUACAUGUAUAGAAUUAUGCUGGUAUUUUUGUGAAUAAGAGUACAAACUUGUUACAUCAUGUUUCAUUUUGAAAUUUUAUAAUAAAAUAUUGUGUUUUUAUUUUGCAAUUAA